Molecule: messenger RNA, 1712 nt
Organism: Capsaspora owczarzaki ATCC 30864
Lineage: Eukaryota; Filasterea; Ministeriida; Capsasporidae
Product: glutamine amidotransferase/cyclase
Exons: 2
Coding region: 18-1661 (547 amino acids)
Biological process (GO): L-histidine biosynthetic process
Molecular function (GO): oxo-acid-lyase activity; imidazoleglycerol-phosphate synthase activity
Source: RefSeq, a predicted model, not a curated record
UUUUCAAAUUGGAUUGAAUGGACAAGCGCGUGUGGCUUUUGGAUUACGGCGCCGGCAACGUCCGCAGCCUCGUGAAUGCGAUCGAGAAGCUCGGCUUCACCGUCGUCCCCGUGCGCUCGGCUGACGAGCUCAAGCACGCAGAUCGUCUCGUCUUCCCAGGCGUGGGUGCGUUCGGCAGCGCAAUGGCCAACCUCGAGCGCGGCGGAUUCACGCAGGCGCUCAAGGACUACCUCACUGCUGGCCGGCCGUUCUUUGGCAUCUGCCUCGGGAUGCAGACGCUGUUUGCGAGCUCGGACGAGUCGCCAGGCAUCGAGGGACUGGGAAUCAUCCCUGCACCGGUGCGGCUGUUCCCAAUCGCUGCCGACAAGCACUCUGUUCCGCACAUGGGAUGGAAUGGCGUGACUGUGCACAAGCCAUCGCCAUUGUUCCCGGAGAACGGCGGCCAGACGCCGUACUAUUACUUUGUCCACUCGUAUGUCGUGCUCCCGGAGGAGGCUACACGCGAUUGGAUUGCCACAACCACAGAUUAUGGUGGCUGUCGCUUCGUUAGUAGUGUGCAGCGUGGCAAUGUGUUUGCUACCCAGUUCCACCCAGAAAAGAGCGGGGCGGAGGGUCUGGCGCUCAUCGAACGCUUCUUGAACGCGCCUCUGGUGGCGCCGCAAGAGGCUGCUUCACCCACUGUUGCGGACGUGCUUGCACGCACACCACUCACUCAAUUGGCACCUCGCAUUAUUGCGUGUCUGGAUGUGCGCACGAACGAUGAUGGCGAUCUCGUCGUCACCAAGGGCGACCAGUAUGACGUGCGCGACAAGGCUGGCGGCGGCCAUGUCCGCAACCUCGGCAAGCCGGUGGAGGUCGCUCGGCGCUACUAUGACGCCGGUGCAGACGAGAUUGUCUUUUUGAACAUUACGUCCUUCCGAAAUUCACCCAUGAAGGACGUGCCCAUGCUCGAGGUGCUUCGCCUCGCAUCUCAGUCCGUGUUUGUCCCUCUGACGAUCGGUGGCGGCAUUCGUGACACCACUGAUCCGGAUGGCACCGUUUAUUCAGCGCUUCACGUCGCGAACGAGUACUUCCGAAGCGGCGCAGACAAGGUGUCCAUUGGCAGCGACGCCGUGACGGCUGCAGAGGAGUUUCUGGCCAACGGCAGCGUCAAGACCGGCAAGACUGCCAUCGAGCAGAUUGCUCACGUGUACGGCCGCCAAGCGGUGGUGGUUUCGAUCGACCCGAAGCGCGCGUACGUCGCAUCGCAAGCGGAUGUCAGACACCACACCUUCGAGACGGCUACACCCGGCCCAAAUGGGGAGCGCUUCUGCUGGUAUCCGUGCACCGUUAAGGGUGGCCGCGAGACGCGCGACAUUGGCGCGUACGAGCUCGCAAAGGCGUGCGAAGCCCUCGGCGCUGGCGAAAUCCUGCUGAACUGCAUCGAUCGCGACGGCACCAACAGCGGCUACGAUACGGAACUCAUUCGCGACAUCAAGCAAGCCGUCUGCAUUCCCGUAGUAGCCUCCAGCGGUGCCGGUCGUGCAGAGCACUUUUUCCAGGUGCUGCAGCAAACUGGGUGCGACGCUGCUCUUGCUGCCGGCAUCUUCCACCGUGAAGAAGUUCUCUUGCCCGUUGUCAAACAGUACCUCCAGACCCAAGGUGUUGUUGUUCGUCCAUGAUGCAAAAUGAGGCCAAAAAAGAAAAAAAAUUCCCACAAAAAAAAAUACAAG